AUGGACAGGUUAAUGUGGAAGCCAGGCUGGGUUGAGGCGCCCAACGACGAAUUCCAAGCUCGUUUACGAGCCGAGCUCGACAAGGAACCUGACAAGGGCUGGGUGGCCGAUGGAAACUACGAUCGUAGAGGAGGCUUAGUCGCUCUUGAAGAAUCGACUGAUAUAAUAUGGUUGGAUCCUCCCUUGGUUCUAUAUCUACCUCGCCUUAUCUGGAGAACAUUUUUGCGACUGUUUCGUCUGCGAGAGCCUUGCAGUGCAGGAUGCUUUGAGAGACCGACAGAAGUGUUCUUUUCCAAGGAAAGUAUAGUCUGGUGGUGCAUCAGCAAUCAUUGGAAAGUUCGCGCCCGAAACGAAGGAAGGAUGCGAGAGCUCGGCAUUGAAAACGGAACAUCACCUAGACGUAGGAUGCGACGUCUAGGUGGCUGGGGAGCCGAGCUCAAAAAAUGGUUGCAAGAAGUCGAACAGAUGAUACACUCGAAGCAAGAGUGA
This is a messenger RNA of Psilocybe cubensis, 489 nucleotides long. RefSeq lists its product as uncharacterized. Bases 1 to 489 code for a protein of 162 amino acids. Lineage: Eukaryota; Fungi; Basidiomycota; Agaricomycetes; Agaricales; Agrocybaceae. The transcript has 2 exons. The record is from RefSeq and is a predicted model, not a curated record.